AUGGAGAACAUCUGGCCCUGUGGAGCCCACCAGCUGUUGAUUGUGUCCCCUGAGGGUCAGAAGGGUUUUCCUGGCUAUUCGGAGUCCCCAGACCUGGAGUUUGAAUAUGCAGACACUGAUAAAUGGGCAGCAGAGCUCUCUGAGCUGUACAGCUACACAGAGGGGCCAGAAUUCCUGCUCAACCGCAGAUGCUUCGAGGAGGAUUUCAGGAUCCAUGUGAGGGACCAGAAAUGGACCGAGCUGGACAAGAACCAGCACCGCACCCACGCCAUGAGGCUGCUGGAUGGGCUGGAGGUCACGGCGCGGGAGAAGAGGCUGAGGGUUGCCCGAGCCAUCCUUUAUGUUGCCCAAGGCACGUUUGGGGAGUGCAGCUCCGAGGCUGAGGUGCAGGCCUGGAUGAGGUACAACAUCUUCCUCUUGCUGGAAGUGGGAACCUUCAAUGCUUUGGUGGAGCUGCUCAACAUGGAGAUUGAUAACAGUGCAGCCUGCAGCAGCGCCGUGAGGAAACCGGCCAUCUCCCUGGCUGACAGCACGGACCUGAGGGUGUUGCUGAACAUCAUGUACCUGAUCGUGGAGACUGUUCGGCAGGAGGCUGAGGGGGACAAACCUGAGUGGAAGAGCAUGAGACAGACCUUCAGAGCAGAGCUGGGAGCCCCCCUGUACAACAACGAGCCCUUCUCUGUUAUGCUCUUUGGGAUGGUGACCAAGUUCUGCAGUGGCCACGCUCCACAUUUCCCCAUGAAGAAGGUUCUGCUCUUGCUCUGGAAGACUGUGCUGUGCACCCUGGGGGGGUUUGAGGAGCUGCAGAGCAUGAAAGCAGAGAAGAGGGAGAUCCUGGGCCUGCCCCCUCUGCCCGAGGACAGCAUCAAGGUGAUCCGCAACAUGCGGGCAGCGUCGCCCCCUGCCUCUGCCUCCGACCUCAUCGAGCAGCAGCAGAAGAGAGGCCGGAGGGAACACAAGGCUCUGAUUAAGCAGGACAACCUGGAUGCCUUCAACGAGCGGGACCCUUACAAAGCUGAUGACUCCCGUGAGGAAGAAGAGGAGAAUGAUGAUGACAACAGCCUGGAGGGAGAGACCUUCCCCCUGGAACGGGAUGAAGUGAUGCCUCCCCCCAUCCAGCACCCCCCCAGUGACCGCAUCACCUGCCCGAAGGGGCUGCCCUGGGCCCCCAAGGUCAGAGAGAAGGACAUUGAGAUGUUCCUGGAGUCCAGUCGCAGCAAGUUCAUCGGCUACACGCUGGGCAGUGACACCAACACCGUGGUGGGCUUGCCCAGGCCCAUCCACGAGAGCAUCCGAACUCUGAAGCUGCACAAGUACACGUCGAUCGCAGAGGUGCAGGUGCACAUGGAGGAGGAGUUUCUGCGCUCCCCGCUAUCUGGGGGGGAAGAAGAAGUGGAGCAAGUUCCUGCAGAGAUUCUGUACCAGGGCCUGCUGCCCAGCCUGCCCCAGUACAUGAUUGCUCUGCUGAAGAUCCUCCUGGCUGCAGCCCCCACCUCCAAAGCCAAGACUGAUUCCAUCAACAUCCUGGCAGAUGUCUUGCCGGAGGAGAUGCCGACCACAGUGUUGCAGAGCAUGAAGCUGGGGGUGGACGUCAACCGGCACAAGGAGAUCAUCGUCAAAGCCAUUUCUGCCGUGCUGCUCCUCCUGCUCAAGCACUUCAAGCUCAAUCACAUCUACCAGUUUGAGUACAUGGCCCAGCAUCUGGUCUUUGCCAACUGCAUCCCGCUCAUUCUGAAGUUCUUCAACCAGAACAUCAUGUCCUACAUCACUGCCAAGAACAGCAUCUCUGUCCUGGACUACCCGUACUGCGUGGUGCACGAGCUGCCUGAGCUGACAGCAGAGAGCCUGGAAGCUGGAGACAACAACCAGUUCUGCUGGAGGAACCUCUUCUCCUGCAUCAACCUCCUGCGCAUCCUGAACAAGCUGACCAAGUGGAAACACUCCCGCACCAUGAUGCUGGUGGUGUUCAAGUCUGCACCCAUCCUGAAGCGGGCGCUGAAGGUGAAGCAGGCCAUGAUGCAGCUCUAUGUCCUGAAGCUCCUCAAGGUCCAGACCAAGUACCUGGGCAGGCAGUGGAGGAAGAGCAACAUGAAGACCAUGUCAGCCAUCUACCAGAAGGUCCGGCACCGCCUCAACGAUGACUGGGCCUAUGGCAAUGACCUGGAUGCUCGUCCCUGGGAUUUCCAGGCUGAGGAGUGUGCCCUUCGUGCCAGCAUCGAGCGCUUCAACUCCCGGCGCUAUGACCGAGCCCACAGCAAUCCUGAUUUUCUGCCCGUGGACAACUGCCUGCAGAGUGUGCUGGGCCAACGUGUGGACCUGCCUGAGGACUUCCAGGUCAACUAUGACCUGUGGCUGGAGAGGGAGGUCUUCUCCAGACCCAUCUCCUGGGAGGAGUUGCUACAGUGA
Molecule: messenger RNA, 2406 nt
Organism: Chaetura pelagica (chimney swift)
Lineage: Eukaryota; Metazoa; Chordata; Aves; Apodiformes; Apodidae
Gene: STRIP1
Product: striatin interacting protein 1
Exons: 21
Coding region: 1-2406 (801 amino acids)
Biological process (GO): cytoskeleton organization
Cellular component (GO): cytosol
Source: RefSeq, a predicted model, not a curated record